Molecule: messenger RNA, 9130 nt
Organism: Nothobranchius furzeri (turquoise killifish)
Lineage: Eukaryota; Metazoa; Chordata; Actinopteri; Cyprinodontiformes; Nothobranchiidae
Source: RefSeq, a predicted model, not a curated record
AGAGUUUAGUAGCAUAGGCGAGCAUAGCGAGGCUCGCGCUAACGGUGUGAGUAAACGGAUACCACAGCGGUGAAAGUAUUGUAAAACAUUACUGAAACGUAAAAUUGUAGUUUUCAUAAAACACUCGUGGUUUGAAAACGAGCACUCUCUCUCCCACACAACCGGUACGGAGCCGAGGAGAGGAGGGUGGCAGGUGUUCAGUUGAGGGAGACGCGUCGCCCCACACCGCUCACCGAGCACCAACAAGGUGCCCAGACAGAGCCCACCGGAUAGACCUGGCUCACGGAGGACGGAAACUCGUGAGUAGGAACUGAGAACAGCUUUUGAUGAGCUAAAUGAAUGAGCAGUUUUCUUUUUCUGAGUUUUACUGGAGACCGCUGACUGGACCAGGCUCCGUUUUCGCAGCAGCUAAAGAACCGUUUCGGUGUUUUUGUAGCGACUUGCUCUGUUUUUUGGGGUGCCAUGGUGCGUGUGUAGAAGCUGUGGACUUUUAUUGUGAAACUUGUAACAAGCUGAUGUGCUUUUCUUAACCUGCUGUGCCAUUUUCACCUCCGCGAGGUGCUGCGCAUCACGGCCGCGCGCCAAGUUCCCUCCGCCGGCAUCAGAGGAAGGAGAGCCCCGCUCCGGGAGCAGAGUGGGAGGAAUCCAGCCUCACCAACGCACUUGGGUUCAAAGUUAGAACUGGAAAGUCUGACAGCUCUUCAGCUUCCCACAACUGAAAAAACCCUCUGGAUGACUCUUUCUCUAAUUUGUUUGCACAUCAAAUCAAGAGAGGGCAUUCACGGAAUCAAUUAGUGGAUUGAUUUUUUUAGAGCUUCGUGGGUAGGUUGGAUAGUUUCCACGUUUUAUCGCUUCUCUGUUAAUGCGACCAGUGUCUAAAUGAUCCACGGGACAAAUCCCCCGGUGGACACGUCAAAACAAGCGCGGAUUUGAGGUUGAUAGCAGGGACUAAAGCCGAUAAACACACUCAAAUAUAUUAAUUUUCAUUUUCUCAACUUUCCAAAUGAAAGCGAGGUCUCUUAAGCCCGCGGACUCCGUUGGAGAUUAUGAUUGUGUAAAACCUUGAAGCCACACCACACAGAAAGUGUGUUUUCGCCACUUCUCUCCUCCGCUGCCUCUUAACGACUUCUGGACCUCGGGGCUGGUGAACUCCUGGAGCUCCGGAGAGAAGCCCGGAGCUGCGACCGGUGCUGGAGGCUUCCGCUCCUCCUGAUUCCUCCCCAUUCCUGCACAGGGCUGGGGGAGCUUUUUUGGUGGAGCCCCCCUCUCUCCCAGGAUGAAACCGGAAAGUAACCGUGAUGGAUCCACGGUGGCUGUGACGAUCAGGGGAUCUGGUACCAGAACCGGGACGGCGCGCAGUGGGGGUCGAUGGCUGCCUCUUUGUCUCCUGCUCCUACUCAGCUGCCGCUGCCACAUGUUGCACGGCCAAGAAGUGGCUCCCUACUUACAAGGAGGUGGGCGAGGGCAGCAGGUGGUGUUGGAGGGAAACAGACUGGUGCUGACCUGCCCAGCUGGAGGCAGCUGGCCUCUGCAGUACCGCUGGACCCUCAACAACAGUAACAUCACUGACUGGACAUCACAGUACAGGUUGUCCAUACCCUCUCUGAAAAGAACUGAUGCUGGACUGUAUCAGUGUAUAGUGAGGAACAGGAUGGGAGCUGUAAUGCACAGGAGAACAGACGUUCAUGUGGCAUUCAUGGGAAGUUUCUCUGCUGAGGAGCAAAGAAAGACGGCAACACAAGGCAAAGCAGCCAUCAUCAGCCUGCCUCCUCUCCCAUCUUUUCCCCAGCCCCUGGUCACAUGGUACAAAGAUGGCCAUAAAAUCAUCCCCAACAACCGAAUAGCAAUCACUUUGGACAAUCAGCUUGUUGUCCUGGCAACCACUGCAGCGGAUGCAGGACGUUACCAUGUAGAGGCGGUGAACGAAAUGACAGGAGAGAAUGCGACAAGCCCCGCUGUCUACCUGAGCAUCUCAGUUGGCGAGAAAACCCGAGGGUCAACAGAUCCCGAGUCAGAGCUUGUGGCUCCGGCGAUGGUGAUUGGACCAAAGAACACGACAGUAGUGGCAGGGAAGGAGGCUACAAUGGAGUGCAUUGCUAAUGCCCGAACGGUUGCAGAUCUUGUUGUGACGUGGAAACGUGAUGGGCGUCGGCUGGCUGUCGGGCAUCGGCUCACCAUUCCUGCCCUCUCCUCUUCGGACUCGGGGUUGUAUAUUUGUGAAGCUUCGCUUGGCAACAGUACGGCCAAAGCCAUGAUGGCAAGGGCACAUCUCAGUGUGAUGGAACCGCCGGCACUGACUGUUCAACCCAAAAAGAAGAUCUUUGCAGAUGUCGACAGGAACAUAGAUAUCCCCUGCCAGGCUUCAGGAGUGCCGCAGCCCAGGAUUGAAUGGUACAAGGAUGCAGUGCCUCUAUCCAUACUGGCCAACCCCCGUUAUAAGGUCAACGCAGCCACUGGGCUGACGGUGCGCCGUGUGCAGCCAGGAGACGGAGGAAUAUUCCAGUGCUUCGCUCGCAGCCCUGCUGGAGAGACUCAGGCUCACACAGAGCUGCUUGUUUCCAGUGUUGCCCCCACAUUAACAUUCCCUCCCUCUGACCAAACUGUAACCGAUGGUGACACGGCUCUGUUUACCUGUCAGAACAAUGGAGCUCCAAAACCUGCCAUUACCUGGAGGAAAGGAACACAGAUUGUAGCCAGCGGCUCUGUCCAGGUUCCCAGGUUCUUGCUGCUGCAAUCUGGUGGUCUACAAAUUCAGCCAGUCAGUUUCCAGGAUUCUGGAGAUUUUACCUGCAUCGCUACCAACACUGAGGGAACCACCAACGCAUCUGCUACCCUCACCGUGUGGACUCGCUCAGUCAUUUCUGUGCCUCCAGUUGACCAGCGUGUUAUCAAAGGAACCACUGCUGUUCUGGACUGUAAUGCUACACAUGACUCCAGGAUUAACAUCAGUUUCAACUGGGACCGCAGUGGGGUGGCGGUUCUGUCAAGCAGCGGCGGUCGUGUUUCCAUCCGGCAGGGUUCUCUCACCAUCAGCCAGACCUGGUCUGGGGACAUCGGGGACUACACCUGCACUGUGACAUCUAAAGCUGGAAACGAUUCCCGCUCUGUACGCCUCGAAGUCAUUGAGUUGCCACAUUCUCCUCGCUCACUGACGGCCCGUCUGAAUGAUUCAGACUCCCGCUCGGUGCACCUGUCCUGGCUACGCCCCUUCGAUGGGAACUCUCCUCUCCUUCACUAUGUGCUGGAGCUCUCUGAGAACAACUCUCCAUGGAAGGUCUACUUGUCCGAGGUUGAUCCGUCAGUGACCGAGGUGUCGGUGGGCGGGCUCACACCUGCCAGAACCUACCAGUUCAGGCUCUGCGCUGUCAAUCAAGUAGGAAGGGGUCAGUACAGCGCAGAAACACAGAGAAUGAUGCUGCGAGAAGAAGCACCCAGUGCUCCACCCAAUAAUAUUGUGGCCAGUGGUCGCACAAACCAGUCCAUAAUGGUCCAGUGGCAGCCUCCUCCAGAAUCGGAGCUCAACGGUGUUCUGCGUGGAUAUGUACUCAGGUACCGUCUGGCAGGAUUACCAGGGGACUACCAGGAGAAGAACAUCAGCAGCCCGGAGACGAACUACUGCCUGCUAAAAGAUCUCAUCAUCUGGACUCAGUACCAGAUCCAGGUGGCUGCCUACACAGGAGCUGGCCUGGGUGUCUACAGCAGUCCCGUCACUGAGUACACACUGCAGGGAGUUCCCACAGCGCCGCCGCAGGAAGUGGAAGUUGUUGCUAUUAACUCGACUACCAUCCGCUUCACGUGGAACCCUCCACCUCAGCAGUUCAUUAACGGCAUCAACCAGGGAUACAAGCUGCUGGUCUGGCUGGAGCAAUCUCCAGAGGACGUUACCGUAGUAACCAUCACUCCUGACUACCCCAGUUCACGUCACACGGGGUUAGUCAGUGGGCUCAGGAAGUUCACCUGGUACUAUGGCUCCAUCCUCUGCUUCACCACACCUGGAGAUGGCCCUCGCAGCCCCCCCAACCUGCUGCAGACACACGAGGACAAACCUGGACCCGUUCGCCAGCUGAGUUUCACCGAAAUCUUGGACAAAUCACUACGAGUCAGCUGGGCAGAGCCCGAGGAAAAAAACGGCAUCAUCACCGGUUACACGCUGUGGUGGGAGGUGCCUGGUGCAGAAUCGAGCAGGGCAGAACGCUCCUUGUCCAACUCCACGUUGCAGUUCCAGCUGACGGGCCUCACUUCCACCACCACAUACACCAUACAGGUGGCUGCACUCACGGCUGCAGGACAGGGCGUGGUCACGUCCUCCACCAUCUCCACCGGGGUUCCACCAGAGCUUCCCGGUGCUCCCUCUAACUUAGUCAUCUCUAACAUCAGCCCUCGGGCGGCCACGCUGAGGUUUCGCCCCGGUUCUGAUGGAAAAACUGCCAUAUCACGGUGGAUAGUUGAAGGACAGGUGGUGAAGGAUGGUGGAAAGGAGGAGCCAUGGAGAGUUGUGUACCAGAAGGACAACCAGCCAAAUGCAGACACACUGGAGAUCCCCAACCUCACUCCAUUCACUCAGUACAGGUUCCGGAUGCAGCAGGUGAAUAUUGUUGGUGCCAGUCCCAUGAGCGCCACCUCUAGGCUGAUUCAAACCCUACAGGCUGCCCCCGACACACACCCCUCCAACCUGAACCUCGUCUCUGCUACGCAAACCAGCCUGUGCUUCAGCUGGAAGCCUCUCCCAGAAUCUGAGUACAACAGCAGCCCAGAGACCAUGGGCUACCGGCUCCGUGUGUGGAGGACAGACGGAGACGGGGAGGACAGGACCGAUGAUGUGAAGGGAGAUGUGGGCACCACUGAGGUCACAAUAGAAGGCCUGAGUCCCUGGACCCAGUACCAGGUUCAGAUACAAGCCUUCAACUCUAUAGGGGCAGGACCGUGGAGCCCUACCGCCGCAGCGCUCACCGCUGAAUCAGGUGUGGUACGAUGAAAAGGACUCUGAAGGUUCCCCGAAGGUUCAGGUGGUGGAAGGGGAAGGAAAUUUUUCACUGCUCCUUGGAGCCCUCCAAAAAUACACAAUGUAUGUCCUGCGGGUUCUGGCGUUCACUCGGCUUGGCGACGGCCCACCCAGCAACCCCAUUCUGCUCCGAACCAAGGAAGAUGUACCAGGCCCUCCAGUCCGGAUGGUGUUUCCAGAAGUUCGAUCAACAUCAGUUAGAGUGGUGUGGCAGCCGCCUGCGUUCCCCAACGGCAUCAUAUUAGGCUACCAGAUAUCCUACCGCCUUGACAGCAGGAACCCGCUGCGUUGGACCACAGUGGAGGUGGGCUCCAACGCUCGGCAGUUCACCGUCACCGGACUCUCCUCUGAGCAGACCUACAGGUUCCAGCUCACGGCUCGCACUGCGGUGGGUUGGGGCGAGCCACAGGACGCCCUGGUGGUAACCACAGAGCGGAGAGAGCGUCCCGUGCCUCCCAGAAAGCUGUCCGUUCCUCAGGAUGAGGUUGAAUCUUGCAGACUCCAUCUCUACUGGUUCGCAGGAAGCUCGGGCUCCUGUCCACUGAGAUAUUUCACUCUGCAGUUUAUGGAGCUGCCCAGUGGGCCCUGGAAGACACACACAGCUGACAUCCCACAUAACGUCACCUCCUGGACCAUAGACAGGCUAAAGCCCUUCACGUCAUACAAGUUUCGGAUGUUUUCCACCAACGACGUAGGGGACAGUGUCCUCAGCAAGGAGACGGAGACUGUUACAACUCUGCAGGAUGUGCCUAAUGAGCCUCCAGUGAUACUGUCAGUGAAACCUUUUACUACUACCUCGGUGCUGGUGCAGUGGAAGCGUCCCAGUGAAGACAGCAGCAACGGAGUCUUGACUGGAUACAGAGUGUAUUACAGAGAGCUCCCAGCUAACACGUCUACUCUCACUGAAGCAGAAAUUCAAACAACCAAAAACAACACCACAAGCGCUCUCAUAAUGACCAAGAGCACCUUCAAAAUGGUCAGUGGGGCCUCGCUCACUGAGUUUGAACUGACACAACUAAAAAAGUUUAAACGCUAUCAGAUCGUGAUGACGAGCUACAACAUCAUCGGGGAGAGCCCACCUUCUGACCCGAUUGAGGUGUCUGUUGGAGAAGCAGCUCCAUCGGUGGCGCCUCAGUCUAUCAAAGUGUCAGCCGUGUCUCCCUCCAGCUUGGAAGUGACCUGGGACACGCCGCCCCUCGAGACCCAGAAUGGACUCAUCCAAGGAUACAAGAUCCACUACUGGGAGAGAGAGAAUCAGAACCAGUCUGAGAAGGUGAAGGUGAUUUUUGUCCCAGACACUCGGGUGCACCUGACAAACUUGAGCAGCUACACGCCUUAUCUGGUCACACUGACUGCCUUCAACACCGCCGGCGAUGGACCGCCUAGUGACCCCCGAGGGGCCCGGACCCUGCAGUCUGCUCCCAGCCAGCCAAACUACCUGUCCUUUUCUGAGGUGACAGGCGGGAGCGUCAACGUCUCCUGGGGGACUCCACUCACCCCCAAUGGGCAGGUAGAAGGCUACAGGGUCAUCUAUCAUCCUACAGCUCCUGUCCAAGGAGUCAGUAAGGUGGUGACAGUAGACGUGAAAGGGAGCUGGCAGCGAUGGCUGAAGGUUCGAGAUCUGGUCAGAGGAUCCAUCUACACGUUUAGUGUUCAGGCUCUGACUGUGAGCUACGGACCACCAAUACAAGCCAACGUCACGGCUCAGCCUGUCAAAGGGACACCUGGGGCCCCUAUGGACAUGUCCAUCACCAAGACAUCCUCUGCCCUCACUAUCCACUGGUCAGAGGGAGAGGUUGGCUCCGCCCCCGUGAUGGGAUACGUUAUUGAGGCGCGUCCUUCAGACGAGGGAGUGUGGGACUCCUUCAUCAGGCUGCUGCCGCCCAGCAGCAGGUCUGUCUCAGUGCCUCUGGAGCGCCUGAGGUCGGGGAUCAGCUACGAGUUCAGAGUCAUCGCUGUUAAUCGUCAUGGUUACGGACAGCCGAGUACUCCAUCUGUGGCUCUUGCUGCGCUGUUGGAGCGUCCGUUCUAUGAGGAGUGGUGGUUCCUGCUGGUCAUGGCUCUGGUGGGACUCAUCCUCAUCCUGGUCCUGGUCUUUGCUCUGCUGCUGCACGGACACAGCACCAAGUACAAGACCUGUGGCACAGGGAAACACACGACCACAGGAGAGGAGUCAGUAACACUGGACAACGGAGGUUUCACCGCUCUGGAGCUGAACAGCAGAACGCUUAACACCAAGAACUCCUUCCUGAAGAAGAACGGCACCCGGUCUCCUCCCAGGCCCAGUCCAGGUGGUCUUCACUACUCUGAUGAUGAUAUCUGCAACAACUAUAAUGGAGCUGUCCUCACUGAGAGCACCACACUCACAGAGAAACCCACUGAGGUCUCUGAGUCAGAGCUGACGGACAGCGACUACGAGGACGAGCAGCCGAAGCACUCCUUCGUUAACCACUACAUGAGCGACCCCACCUACUACAACUCCUGGAAGCGGCAGCCCAAAGGUCUAAAGGGGAUGGCUGCUCCUUUCGGCUACGAGGAGUGUGCCACUGCAGACACAGAGCCCUACUACCAGACCGUGGUCACCCAGCACAGCACAGGCGGAGCAUACACACCCACGGGGCAGCCUGCACACACACACGUCAACCCCAACACCAACCCACCGGGGUCGCGCACGCCUGUGACAGGAUUCUCUUCAUUUGUUUGACUCUAGAGACAACAUUUGCACAAAGGAAAUCACACACGUAUACAUGUGGACGGUCAGGGGAGGGUGUGUGUGUUCAGACUGUAGGAACUGAUGAAGAGGCAGCCCGGCAAGCCCCAAAGAACUGAACUCACACCUGUCACUCACCUCCCCCACCUGUUUAUGAAGACCCUAUGUUUGAUGUGUGCUCUUUUGAAUCUUUUACUCCUCUUUGUCGCUGUGCUCACACACAAACACACACACACACAGUUGCUGUCCUCAUUUCCCAAAAAGUCUCAACAGCUUACCUCUCCAGAUACUCACGCCCACUCCAGAGACUCUCCAGUGAGAGCCAGGAGCGAUGACUGGAUUAGUCUGUGAGAGGCCACCUCGGAGCUGGAGGAAGCUGCGAGUUCUGCACAAAAAUCUUAUCUGCUGAUUUCUGUAUCUACACAUAAGUGCACAAGUCACCCACACACACACACACACACACACUGAUGCACCAUUUUCAGCAUCUCCUACUGAGAGAGGAACGUUAAGGUGGUGCAGAAGUGAACUGCUGUUGCUGACAGACUGGUUCAUGCACACAAACAUAAAGCUGUCAGCUUUCAAAAAUCACCACAGAGAGAAGAAACAAAUCAAUAAUCGCUUUUUGGAUUUGAGAAUGAAUGAGGAGUGUGUUGGUUUACAGCACUUACUGCGUUCUCAAUAAGAGUGUUGAUCAGUCUCUGAGAGCGAUAUGUGGCAUUUGGGCUGGAAUAAGUGACAAAUGUAGGUUUUUUAUUUGUUUGUUUUACCGUGUACUGCCUGUUCUCCUUUUACCGCAGCCUCCUAAGCCAUAAUGCUUGCACUGAGCCAAAACCCGAAACAUUUCAUUCUCAUUCUGUUCAAAUCUGAUUUUUGUCCUCGUGUGAGUGUGACGCGCGUGCGUACAGGCAUGCGUGUGAAACGGCUCUGUGCUCACUGUAGAAGCCUGCUCAAAUGUCUGUGAAGUCCACCGCUAAGCAAAGUGUGCCAUCAUUGUGUAUAUGUUUGUAUUUUUCAAAUGACUUUUGUACAGCAAAACCCUUUUUACUCGUUGUUUGUAGUUUUUCCAUGUUUGUUUGAUUCAGAGCAAAAGAGCACGGCAGAAAGUUCAUCAAACCAAUGAGAGGAAAGGAGGCAACGGGUACCGCAGAAAUCAAUCAAAAGGAGCCAGUUGACAGGAUGUUUGAGAGGAUUUUUCUUCUAUCUGUGGAUGAUUAAACUUUAAGUCUUGAAGCUUCACCAUCUGAUUUCCAGGAUCAACCAGGCUGACAACGAUGUACUCUGUUCUCUUCAGCUGCAAACAACCCUCCGGUUUUUCGCUCAUGUUUGGUUUGUAGGUUCUUCGGCUGGCCAGCAGCGCCCUUCACUCUGUCACACUUGUUUUCAGCCUCAUGCAGUGUGAAUAAAUGGUCAUUCUAUAA